Osmerus eperlanus (European smelt) is the source of this 6721-nucleotide messenger RNA. Its product is annotated as cadherin-4-like. Gene Ontology annotation, molecular function: cadherin binding; calcium ion binding. The record is from RefSeq and is a predicted model, not a curated record. NCBI's taxonomy places the organism in Eukaryota, Metazoa, Chordata, Actinopteri, Osmeriformes, Osmeridae. Gene Ontology annotation, cellular component: adherens junction; plasma membrane; catenin complex. Gene Ontology annotation, biological process: multicellular organism development; calcium-dependent cell-cell adhesion; cell-cell junction assembly.
AUGACAACUCGCAUCGUUCUGUUCUUGACAGCAGCCCUUCAACUGGGCACGUUUUGGGGGACUAACGGCGAGCUGGCGUCCACUGCUCCCUGCCGACCCGGCUUCUCACAAAGUUUUUACUCCGUGCUCAUUUCAAAGGAUGUACUGCAAAGCCAGAACAUUCUCAAAGAUACCACCGUGUCAUCUCAGAAAGUGAAGUUUGACGACUGUAUGGGGAGCGAUGGCGUGUUCUUCCAGAGCAGUGAUCCCAGUUUUGGCGUGCGGGCCGAUGGCUCCAUCUACGCCCAGAGACAGGAUGCCAGUCUGACAGAGCCGGUCCAGUUCAAGGUGACGGCACGCGGUCCAAACACUCAUGUGUGGGAGACUGUGAUCCAGCUGGCCCUCAUCGACCAAUCAGCAGCUCCUCCACACGGAAAUGAGAUCGUCGGAGAAAAGGAGAGGCUCCCUGACAGGAAAGAGUACAGGCAAGAGUUCCAAGCCCCGCCUUCCAUCAUCAUGUUUCCAGGGCAACGCCAGGCGAGCUCCAAUGGGCUGCGUCGACAGAAGAGGGACUGGGUGAUCCCGCCAAUCAAUGUUCCUGAAAAUUCUAGAGGACCGUUCCCCCAGAUGCUCGUCAGUAUCCGGUCGGACCAGGACCGGGACAUUUCGAUCCGGUACAGCAUCACAGGGGUGGGGGCAGACCAGCCCCCCAACGAGGUGUUCAGUAUUGACCCUGUGGCUGGGAAGAUGUUUGUUACCAAACCUCUGGACCGCGAGCAGCGCUCAUCCUACCAUCUGCGGGCCCAUGCUGUGGACAUGAACGGGAACCAGGUGGAGAACCCCAUAGACCUGUACAUCUAUGUCAUCGACAUGAACGACAACCGACCCGAGUUCAAGAACCAGGUCUACAAUGGCUCUGUGGAUGAAGGCUCCAAGCCAGGGUCGUAUGUGAUGCAUGUGUCAGCAUUUGAUGCUGAUGACAACACGACGGCUAACGGGAUGGUGCGCUACCGGAUCCUGUCCCAGACGCCCCACACCCCCAUCCCCAACAUGUUCACCAUCAACAGUGAGACCGGCGAUAUCGUUACCGUGGCAGCAGGCCUGGACCGAGAGAAAGUGUCCCAGUACAGCAUCAUUGUGCAAGCUACUGACAUGGAGGGCAACCUGAACUUUGGUCUGUCCAACACGGCCACCGCCAUCAUCACCGUCACAGACAUCAACGACAACCCCCCUGAGCUCACCUCCAGAACCUUUCCUGGAGAGGUUCCAGAGAACCGCGUGGGACUGGUGGUGGCCAACCUGACCGUCAUCGACCGUGACCAGCCUCAUACACCCAACUGGAAUGCCGUCUACAGGAUCAUCAGCGGUGACCCUACAGGUCACUUCACCGUCCACACUGACCCCGUCACUAACAACGGCAUGGUCACCGUGGUGAAGCACACAGACGUGCUCCCCAUCCACAUCCCCAUCCAACACACAGACAUCAGCCUCGUAGCGCUGAACACCCGGGGAGGGGCUGCUCGCUCGCCCCCGGCCAGCGGGACAGGCACUCUCCAGAUCUACCUGAUCGACGUCAACGACAACGCGCCCUCGCUGGUGCCCCGCGAGGCUCUGCUCUGUGAGCGCGUCAGCAGGAACUCCAACGGCGUCAACAUCACGGCGGAAGAUGCCGACCUGGACCCCAACGUAGGGCCCUUCAUCUUUGAGCUGCCCACCUUCCCGCCCAGCGUCCGGCGCAACUGGACCGUGGCCCGGCUCAGCGGGGACUAUGGUCGUCUGAGUUUGCGCUAUCAGGUGUACCUGGAGCCGGGGGUGUACGAGGUCCCUGUGAUCGUGUCUGACUCGGGGAACCCCCCCCUCUCCAACAGGUCUGUCAUCAAGGUGAAGGUGUGUCCCUGUGACAGCAACGGAGACUGCACCACACUGGGAGCUGUGAAUGUGGCCGGACUGGGCACUGGUGCCAUCAUCUCCAUACUCAUCUGUAUCAUUAUACUGCUCAUCAUUGUGCUGCUGUUUGUGAUGUGGAUGAAGAGGAGAGAGAAAGAGAGACAGACCAAGCAGCUCCUGAUCGACCCUGAGGAUGACGUCAGAGACAACAUCCUGAAGUAUGACGAGGAGGGUGGAGGAGAGGAGGACCAGGACUAUGACCUGAGCCAGCUACAGCAGCCUGACUCUCUGGACCACAUGAUCAGUAAGCCCCCGGGGGUGCGGAGGGUGGACGAGCGGCCCAUCAUCCCAGAGUCCCAGUACCCCAUCCGGCCUGUCCUACCCCACCCUGGAGACAUAGGGGACUUCAUCAACGAGGGUCUGCGGGCCGCUGACAACGACCCCACAGCCCCACCCUAUGACUCCCUGCUGGUGUUCGACUACGAGGGCAGCGGCUCCACGGCCGGCUCCGUCAGCUCCCUCAACUCCUCCAGCUCGGGAGACCAGGACUACGACUACCUCAACGACUGGGGGCCGCGCUUCAAGAAGCUGGCCGACAUGUAUGGAGGCGGAGAUGAGGAUUAACCCCUCCCGACCGCCCUCCUCCGCCCUCCGUCCCUCAGCUGGCCUGCUGUGCUCUCUGUCUCCACCCCCCACCCCCACCCACCCCAUCCUUACCCCCACGAGGGCCUUGCAUAAACACUCUCUUACAAUCACACACACCUGUCAACCGACCGACCAAUCAAAGCGCCACAGUGGACUGUGCAGUGAGGCAGCUGCCCUGUAACUGUCUGUCUGAGAACCAUGCUGGACUCAGACUGGACGCCUCUUAUUUUUGUAUUUACAACUAUGUGCUUUUUUCUUUGCAGUUUGGUAGACUUUGGGGUUGGUUUCUUUUGUGUUCUUUCUUUGGUUCUUUUAUGGGGGCUUUUUGCAGCUUUUGGUGGCCCAACUCCCUGUAGAUGAAGGUUCUGCUUCCUGAUGUUGAGUCACUCUGCCCUCAUCCUCAGCCCCCAGCCUGCCCCUCAGCAGAUAGUUGAAGCUGCCUGUCAUGAAAGGGGAAGAAAAAUAAAAGAAAAAACAAACAUGGACACCUUCCCACAUGGAAGGCAACAGUUUAGUCUCACUAUAACUUGAAAUACUGUAUUUAGAACAGAAGCACUGUUUUCUAAGAAGUGCCUUCAGUGGUGCAUUAUUUAGCAGACUCCCGCUAUCUCAGGAUUGUUUGCCAUUUUCUGGGCUAUAAAACAGCCCCAUCUUAACAGUCCUACCGCCUCAACUAAACUCCUAGUAAGAGGUGGUUAAAGAGGGCUGGGGCGUCACUGGUAGACCAGGGGGAGGAGGGCUUUCUGGAGAGACAUAAAGCUACAGAAAGUGAAUGAGGGAACUUCUGUUUGUUUCCAAUCUGGCACAUUUAAACUGCUGAUGCACAGCCAUAUUUAAAGUGAUUGUAUAAAUCACACAAAUCCAUGAAGGGACUGUGUCUUUAGACAGACUGCAUUAACGUUUUGAAGAAUAAUGCCCUUGUUCUUUUUGGCUUCAAUAGCAGCUCAGCUUGUGUCGUCAACAUUGUGUUUAAGCACACUUUCCUUUGCACAUGUAAUGUAGUACAGCUGGUUACUAUAGAAACAAAGUUGGAGGGAGGGGUGAUUUGUUUAAACGCUGAUCUGAGGAAAGAGAGUAAAUGAAAGAGGUGAUGUUACAGUCUCUUCUCUAAGAUGAAGUGAGGAGUUGCAUGAUUGUUUCCCAACUGUAAUCAACAUGGCGCUAGUUAUCCUGUCUUUUGAUUGGUUCAUGUGUUGAAGAAAACUAUAUAAACUGUACAAAUAUGGAAAAAGGUCUGUAUGAUGUAAUAUAGAUAUUUUUGAAGCAGUAGAUAACUCCAAGCAGUAAUGUAAGUGCUCCAUUUGUUCUAGCACUGCAAACAAAAACGACCAAUUGUUAGACCCAAAGUGUCAAGCUUCAAACUUUUCAUUUUUCUCUGUGUUUGUGUUUUUUGUUUAUUUUUGCGAAUUCACUGUUGUGUCUUGACCAACGUUGAUAUACAAUCUCUGCAACACAGCGAGCAGAGCUCUGCCAGGGACUCGGCACCCUUACAAUCUAUCUCUCUAGAAAAUUCUCCAUUCAUCUGGAGUUUUGGAAGAGAAGAGAAGAGAUUUCAAGGAUAGGUUUGGUGUUACAGAACUUUCUGAUGAAGAGAAAGAGCUGUUCAGUAAACAGGGCUUUGGUGAAACCCAUUUGCGUCAAAUAAUUAACCCAAUCGGUAAUCUUUGUAAAAGGCCACAACUAUCCAGGUCAGUGUCAUUAACUAUAAACUCAGAUGAUUAGAUGAGCAAAUGAGAAGAAUGAUGUAGCAUGCUGUUCCACACAGAAAGGCAUGUGGUUUCUACUGAGGGAUCUAGAAUACUAGCUGUUCUGCGAGGCCCACUUCAUAGUGUACUGUAUAUCAUCUCCCCGUGCUCUCUAAUGGUGGAUUUGAUAGGGAUUGUGGAUUUGAUAGGGAUUGGGCAGGGUUAUGGAUUUAAUCCACCCUCCAGGUCCCCUAUUAAUUAAGAGGGGGAUGAAUCCCUGGAGGUAAUCUCCUUGACGAGAGAGACUCGGCAGUCUGAGAUAAGAUGCGGAGAGGACUCUCUCCCAGCGGGUAUAUCUCCUCAACCCCCUUGCCUCUGGCAAAGGAUGAGCUCACUAUGCCUUAAAGGUAGUGAAGGGAGCAGAGGAUAGGAAGAGAGGAGCCAAUAGGAGGGGAAAGGAGAUGGAUGCUGAAUGGGUCAGGGAUGAUUUUGGGGUAUGGGAGGAUCGUGAACUGCUGCCGGCUCUUCAAGAUUAGUCUGGCCUCUAAAUCUUUCCACUGGGGUUUGUGACCCAAGCUGACAUCUGACCCUGCUGUACUACCUGCAGGUCUUAGAGAGGCAGGGAAGGAUGUGGUAGAGGAUGCAGUUACUGUAUCCCUUAAGAGGGUCAGUGAUUUUUGCCCUGGGGUUGCUGGAGCACGGAGAAGAAAACAAACAUUUAUAGAAACCGAUGGGUGGAUAAUGUAAUGAGUUGUCCUAAUAGAAUGACCAUAGGUCAGUCUUGAACGGAUUCUAAUCCUAUAUCUUUGCUUUGAGGCAACUUCCAGCCCGUGUCAAAGAAACAGAGAGCAAUGUUCUUGAUUCCCAGCUCACCUCUCGCCUAGAGACAGCAGGAGGAAAUAGAAUGUCCACCAUGCGAAGCAGUUUCCUCCAGGAUAAGGUCUUAUCUUUCAACUGUCUCAUUGCUCCUCCAUAUCAUUAUGUAGGAGCUCAGUGCACAAACUACAGAAACCACCUUUCCGGUUUAUCUAAAAACAAAAACAUGUUGUACAUAAAUCUUCUUUUACACAUUAUGAAGUUAUGUUGUUUUACAUAUUGUUUUUCUUUUUUGUUAAUCUUAUCAGUUUUGUUGAGUGAUUACUUGCAGGCUUCAACCAUCCACAAAAGCCAUGUGACUCAUAGAAGCUUGAAGAAAAUGGCAGGUCUUGUUUGCUGUUGGUUUAUUUUCUUCAAGAUUAGCUUCUUUAUGAAGUCACACGACAUCCCACUUCAACACUAAACUUGUACAAUCUAAACACAUUUUGCCCUCUUGGCCAUACCUCUGUGUCUGUGUUCAUAUAUGAUUCCUCCUAGCUGUACUGCUCCCCCUCUGGCAGUUGAGACAGAGCAGCAGGCCACCCUGCAUUCAUACACUCCUGGUUUAUGAAUCCCUUACAUCUUUCUCCUCUCUGUCAGACAGAUACUUGCCUGGGGCCACAACAGACCAGGGGAGGCCCUGCUUUUUAAAAGGCUCACAUCAGACAACUGUCAUACCAACACCAUAGUAGUGUCACUGCUACAGUACUAUCAUGUCUGCCGUUGGUGAAUGUUCAGUCAUAGUAUACAACACGAGGACCACAACUCAUUAGUCCAAUCAAACAUGACCUCCUUAGAGAAGGGAUUAAAGUGCACUGGGAGGCUGUAGAUAAAUUCAACAUUAAUGUUUCAGUUUGCAAACAUACAAUUGAGUUAAAUUUUUUAGGUGAAAUACAUUGAAAAUACCUUGAAUACAUGCUGAGGGGGUGGGAGGACUGUUCUGUUGUUCUGGGCCCUACAGAGACCUAGAACAGAACUGGUUUCCUGCCUCGGUAUGUGGCCUGACAGCCUGACACAGGGUGACGUGGAGGUACUGACAGUGGAGACACCAGUGGAGAGGAAAGUCACAACAUUUUUCAACCAGGACCAUGAAACAAAUUGACAGUAUCUCGAAUUUAGUUGUCCCAGUGCUGCUCAAGGGUGAGUGUACAUAAUGUAGUAUUUGCUUGAAGCUAAACAGACCAGUUAGGCAAAAUGUAACUGUACAAUUGGAGCUUUUUUGCAUGUGUCUUUUUAUAAUGGACAGAAGAAUUCUAUAACAGUAAUGAUAAAGACCAUUUUAAAUGGUGUAGCAGCCCGCAUGACCGAGGCUGGGCUCCAGAAGGACUUCUGGUGUGUAUCAUACUCACAUAAACUCAAGUGGAAAAAAUAAAAUAAAAAAUCGACUUAAAAAAGAACAAUUGCACAGUUAUAAAGUUAAAAAGACUUUUUGUAAACUGUCAACAGCACAAAUAUUUUGUAUUGUUGUUUGUACCAUUUUCUAUAAAAACAGAAAAAAUUGAGCAAAAAAGGGAAAGAGUCUGUUGUUUUAAGCGUGUGUUUCUAGUGCCACUGCAAUCUUGGUUUCCAAAUACAGUACAGUACAUACGCAGCCUUGCAGAUAAACCUUGUAAUAUAGAAGCUGAGCUGGCUUCUCCCUGUCAGCCACCCUGUGUUAUAAAUAAAGUUUC